UCGGCGGUGUCUGUGUCCGGGUCGGUCGCUGUUCCCCAGGCAGCCGUUAUCGCCCGGUUCCCCGCUCUCGCCUCGGGUGCGACACCCACUCCCGGUGGCCGGUGCGGUGGGGAGCGAGGGAGCGGUAGGGCUCGGUGGGGGCGGGGAGGAAGGAGCGGGACGGGACGGGACGGAGCUUCUCUUGUCGCUUCAGCGCCGGUCUCGGGAGGCGGCGGCUGGGGGCCGGGGAGCCUCGGCUGCGGGCCCCGGCAGCGGGGCGGCCCCCUCGCCGAGAUAGGACGAUGCCGGUGAAGAAGAAGAGGAAGUCCUCGGGUUCAGCGGCCGCCGCGGCAGACGACACCGCUCUCAAGAAAUGUAAACUGGGCAGCUAUUGCAGAUCACAAGCCUCUGGUAAAGUAAUAAGUGGAGAGGAACAUUUUUCAAGCAAAAAGUGCCUGGCUUGGUUUUAUGAAUAUGCAGGUCCUGAUGAAGUUGUGGGGCCCGAAGGAAUGGAAAAGUUCUGCGAAGACAUCGGUGUUGAGCCUGAAAAUAUUAUUAUGUUAGUUUUAGCCUGGAAACUAGAGGCUGAAAGCAUGGGAUUUUUUACCAAGGAAGAAUGGUUGAAAGGAAUGACGUCAUUACAGUGUGACUGUACAGAAAAAUUACAGAGUAAAUUUGACUUCUUGCGGUCACAAUUGAAUGACAUUUCAUCCUUCAAGAAUAUCUACAGAUAUGCCUUUGAUUUUGCAAGGGAUAAAGACCAGAGAAGUCUUGAUAUUGAUACUGCAAAAUCCAUGUUAGCUCUUUUGCUCGGAAGAACUUGGCCACUGUUUUCAGUAUUUUAUCAAUACCUGGAGCAAUCGAAGUAUAGAGUUAUGAACAAGGAUCAGUGGUACAAUGUGCUAGAGUUCAGCAGAACUGUCCACGCAGAUCUUAGCAACUAUGAUGAAGACGGUGCAUGGCCCGUACUUCUGGAUGAAUUUGUUGAAUGGCAAAAAGUUCGUCAAGCAUCAUAGCAAGAAUUCAAAAGAAAAUGCAAAAUUGUUUUUGGUGCCCACCUGUACACAAACUAAUGAGGAAAAACAAAGGAUUGCAUUUUCAUUAUUAAGAAAGACUUUACAGUAAUUUUUUUUUCCUUUUUUAAGGAAAUUUUCUUGUUACACGUGAUACGGGCAUUGAACCACACCUCUUCUGAGACUGAAAGCUGGAGUUCUUGUUUUGAGUCUUAUGUUUAUAGCAUUUAUUUCAGAACAAUAAAGAUUCAGUUUUGUGACAAAGGCCUAAAAGUGAAGAAUGUCCCUUGAAUGUGAGUGUGGUGUCUAUUUUUAAAACCAAAUCUUUAUGAUUAUCUUUCUCAGAAGUGCCCUUUGCUAUGAAUUUUUCAAGACCUUAAAAAUACUUAACUGGCACUGUUGCUUGCUGAUGGUAUGAUUGUCUUGUGUGACAAACAUUAGAAAGAAUGACUGAUUUUUGGAGCCCUGGGUGGGAGUGUGCUAAUUUGUAUAUUAAGUAUUGGUCAUGGGUUUUGCCACAGUUUUCAGCUCCUGGUGGAGAUAAAGGCCUUAAACUCUUACUUUUUUUUUUUUUGUUCAGUACCCACCCAGUGGCAUGGCAUUUAAUGGCAGGCCCUUUUAAAGCAGAAAGGUGUUGAGCAUAUGGCUCUACAUGCAGAAUGGCUGAAAACUAGUUGCCUGUACUUCAGAUGGUGAACACAGAUAUUCUUUGGUACAGUAAGGCAGCUUCAAAUUUUUACUACAAUUUAGACUUUGGUUUGCUUUGUAUAAAAAGUGCAAUUUAUAUGUUAAAAGGGAAAUCUGGAAAGACUUGGUUUCAAGCUUUGCUUAUUACAUGUUUUAGACUGGAAUAAUUUACAACUUUUUUUAUCUCCCUGGAUGCUUUUCAUGCUGUAAGUCAAGAAGAGACUAUUAAAUCGCCUACCUUUGACCUGUAUAUAACAGGCUAUUAAUUUUUACCCUGUUACUCCAUGUAUUGAGUUCAAUAACUACUGUGAUUGCUGUUUCAGGCGUUCAGUAUUUGUGGCAACCUUUACCUUGCUGCCCAGGAGGCCCAAUGCCAUCCUUGAGAAGGAAAGGGAUUUUAAAGAGUAACUGUGAGAAACCAAAACAGAAUGAGAGAAUGAAACAUUUGUAACUUCUCCUUUAUUAUAUAAAUAUGUGGACUGUGAUAAUGCCAUGAGAUUCAGUUAGUGAUCAAGGCCUCAUUGUGCCAAAUACUUCAACGGCUUGAAAUAAGAAUAGACAAUGUAAGCUAGGCAUGACUUGAAGAUCUUUGCCUCAGGGAAAUUACUUCUGUUUUGCACAUCCCUUAUUCAGAUUAACAAGCAUGAGUUUUCCUAUCCAUAAGGAAAGCUGCAUUCCCAAGAUGAAUUUUUUUUUUUUUUAUUAACAAGGAGGGGGAAAAAAAAACCUGAAAGAUGUGAGGAGAAAUAAUGAGAAGUGGGACAAACUAGUGGUGUGUGCCUGUGCUAUUGUUCUACUAGAGAGCACUACUCUUGCAACUCACUCUCCAAACCUUGCUGUGGGCUGCAGGAAGCAAUGCAGUGGUGGUCCACAGGCUGUUCUGCAAGUCACUUGAUAGCGCAGUUGAACCUUAGAAGCUUGGUUAUGCCCAAGCAAAAAUAAGCAUGGGGGGAGGGGAAACAAACAACAGUUGAGAUAAUUGGGAGAUCUGCUUGUACAAUGGCUAAGGUCUAUGUGCAUGCAAACACAUGCACUACAGCUGUUCCAAAUAUUUUUCCACCUUUUUUAAGGGAAAUACUUAGUUUUAGACCUCCUGUAGGCUACAGCAGUUCUCUUCAAUACGUUACAAGUUGUCUGUUUGCAUUGCUGAUAAUUCUGAUUUCACUCAUAAGAGUGCCUUUCAUUUGAAAUUUGCCCUACCCUACAGAAAGUUAGUGCCAGAAUGAGAUUAACUUCAAGAUUCUCAAGAUCUACUACUAGAGUAAGGUCCUAAGAUGCACAGAUAAACAUGCAUCAAUUAAUUUAUUUCAAGGGAAGUACUGCUAUAUUCUAAAUCUCCGCAGGGGCACUGAUUCUGAAAUUACUUUUUCAAAUUCACUAAAAUGACUCUCCUUGCUUAGUAUGUUUGAUCCCCAUUAUAACUGGGAAAUUCUCUUUCCAGAAGUUUUGAAAUACCACUUAGAAGAUGAAUAUUUUUUAGUGCGAUUUAAAAAAAAAAAAUCAUCUUUUUUAGGUAACUGCGAACUUGUGAAUUCAGUUUGAACCAGUUGGUCCUAGAGGAUGGUAUUAGAGUCUAACAGUAGGAGUGAUGCAUCUACCAAUCUAAGGUGGUCAAGUACUUACCGUUAAGGUGUAAGACACUAUGUGAUGUAUCAUUUGUAUCUCUGUUAAGGUUUUAUCAGUAUUCCUAUAAUAAAUCCACAUUUCAGGGAUUUAUAACUUGGUUGUGUGUGAUUUGAAAAUCAUCAGUUACUGUAAAACUUUGACUGGGAAUGAAUGUAUUUAAACUGCUUAAAAUCGAUAUAGUUUUUCAAAUUUGAAUAAAAUAGGAUUUUAAGUUAUGUUUUUGUGCUCAAAACUGCAAUCAGAUUUAUUGUUUAAAUGUGAACUAAUGGCUUGUAUAGUUUCAUUGUGAGCUGAUCACUUUUAUUAGUUGUCUCUUAUUAAAUCACGUUACAGCUUACUGUGGAUAAGUGCCAAAAGUUGUUUAUUUAUUAUAUUUUUUUUUUUAAUUUUGUGCAUGUCCACAAACCAAAACUGAGUUCAGCUAAAAGUUUUCCUUAUUCUUUGAACUUCAAUUUUGCUUUGCUCAGGUGCAUUUCAGUCAAGUGACACGUAGUUUUUCAGUAUUCCAAGAUCAAAGUUCACAGGUGAAAUAUGCUGUCACAGUUAUGAUAAAUAAUAAAAUUGAAGGUGAAAUGUCUUCCAAAACUAAAUCAGUGGUGUCUAUCUGGAUGUUACAAACUCCACUUUAAUCUCACUUUCAUUUCUUGAUAUUAACUCUUGCUAACAUAACUAUUUUUUUUCUAGUUUUCUUAGACAACUAACACUUAGCUUUUAAAUCCAAAAACAUCCACCUGUUCAUGGAAUAAGCCAUACUGGUAGAUUGGAAUGUAAUACUUCUAUGUAAAAAUGUGAUCUUGAAUUAAACAGUCAUGUAUGUUUACCUGUGUGUUUAACUGUAUAUGUAGUUCGAUCCAGCUUAUCCUGGCUGUUUAAACGUCUAAUUCUUUACUACUGGCUGUAAUUUCACGUUUCUACUGGCUGUAAUGUCGCAUUUCUCCACAGCGGGAUUUGAGUUGUGCGGCUGAGGGGACUGGCCGCCCGCUCGGUGCGCGCCGCCGGCGGCCCGGCAGGGGGCGCUGUGGUCUGCGUUGCCACCUUCCCGCCUUCCACCUCAAAAGCUCUGGGCCGGUACGGUGAUACUGACUGCACAGAAAUUGCAGAAGGGACCAGAAGUUCGAUGUUUCUGAUGUUUUGUUCUUUUUUUUUUUUUUUUUUUUUUUUUUUUUUUUUUUAAGCUAGUGAACAGUUCUUUCAAUGUGAUAUGUACAAACUUGUACAGGUUUAGCUUUGUUAAGUAUGACCAAUAAAAUGGUAUGUAAUAGGGCAGAAAA
This is a messenger RNA of Tyto alba (common barn owl), 4576 nucleotides long. RefSeq names its product defective in cullin neddylation 1 domain containing 5 (gene DCUN1D5). The coding region runs from base 282 to 995 and encodes 237 amino acids. Gene Ontology annotation, cellular component: ubiquitin ligase complex. The transcript is spliced from 8 exons. The record is from RefSeq and is a predicted model, not a curated record. Lineage: Eukaryota; Metazoa; Chordata; Aves; Strigiformes; Tytonidae. Gene Ontology annotation, biological process: protein neddylation; positive regulation of ubiquitin-protein transferase activity. Gene Ontology annotation, molecular function: cullin family protein binding; ubiquitin-like protein binding; ubiquitin conjugating enzyme binding.